Capronia epimyces CBS 606.96 is the source of this 1803-nucleotide messenger RNA. RefSeq lists its product as uncharacterized. Gene Ontology annotation, biological process: positive regulation of gene expression. The transcript has 2 exons. The coding region runs from base 1 to 1803 and encodes 600 amino acids. The record is from RefSeq and is a predicted model, not a curated record. Lineage: Eukaryota; Fungi; Ascomycota; Eurotiomycetes; Chaetothyriales; Herpotrichiellaceae.
AUGGGAGACAACGAUUCAGAGGCGCCAGUGUUGCGCCAGGGUCAUCCGACAGACAAAAUCGCUCCUAAGCUGGUCAACCAGGCCGACAAGCUCCAAGAGAAAUACCAAGCGCAGGCAGGCGCAGGGAGCAGCGACAAGAAGAAAGGCCCUGCCGGAGGCUUCGACGACACUCCCCUACCACACGCGCCUCCGGGAUAUACGCUCAAAAUCACGUUCCACAAGGCGGAGAAUCUUCCAUUUGCUGACCUACAAACCCUUUCAUCCGAUCCCUACGUCCUCGCCGUACUCCAUACCGAUUUACCCAAGAGACAUAAACAAGACCCUGAGCUCACGCUCAGGACGCCGACGAUACAUCGAAAUACCAAUCCUGAAUGGAACACGGAAUGGAUCGUUGCCAACGUUCCCAAGUCUGGGUUCUAUCUGAAGUGUAGGUUGUACGACGAAGAUCCCAGCGAUCAUGACGACCGACUUGGGAACGCACAUGUUGUUGUCCAUCAGAUCGACGACAACUGGAAGGGUCUUUCGCAUCAGUCGUUCAAGUUGAAGAAGCGCAUGGGAAGCAAAAGAGCAUACACGUUCCGGGGCGCUGCCGCUCUUGUCUCCAAACGCAUCAAGAUGGGUGGACAUCUCAUCGUCAGCGUUGAAAACCUGGGGAGGACUCAGGAUGAGAAUGGUGGGCGCGCAUAUACUCUUGGGCCUUUAGCAUGGAGUCGUCAUUUUUCUCCCAUGAUUGGGCGCCUGGUGGGUAUCAAGGACACGGAACAAGGGCAAGAUGGCAAGAAAACCGAGAAGUACAACUUUCAAGCCGUCCAACUGCAACUUCGUGGACCUAUCCCAGCAGAACUAUACCAUCGAUAUGUGGAAUUCAAGUCUUUCGUUGCAGGCAUGUUCACCGCCCACUCCCUACGCGGCCGUCUCUUGAAUCGCGCCCUCCACCACCAGCAUGCUCGAAUCUACAACUACGACCGCACCACCAAGUAUGGUGCUUUCCAAGAGCCGUGCAUUGAUUUGACGAAACAGUUUUUGGAGUUCGUCCACUACGAUGAAGGUGGACGGAUCUUCACCUAUGUUUUGACCUUGGACGCUCAACUACGCUUUACCGAGACGGGAAAAGAGUUUGGAGUCGACCUGCUCAGCAAGCACACCAUGCACAGUGACGUUAGCAUCUACAUUGCUUUCAGUGGCGAGUUUUUCAUUCGAAGAAUCCGACACCCACAACAGCACAAGAAAGAUAAAAAUGUUGAUCCGGCCUCCGGCACUCACCCUCCAGCGCCAGAUCCCGAAGCUAUCAAAAAUGGUAACAACGACCAUGACGACGGCGACAAGGAAGAGGAUCAAUCGACAACACAAUCCAGGCCCCACGGAGAACCCUCGGACUAUGAAUUGAUCAUCGACAACGACAGCGGCACGUACCGACCUAACGCGAAAACGCUCCCUUUGCUCCGCCAGUUUCUGUCCCAGAACUUCCCCGGUUUGAAAGUGGUGACGCUCGAUUGUCAAGCCGACGAGGAGAAGAUGAAGAAGUUGAAGGACGAACAGCGCGAGCACAAGAAGCAGUCCGGUCAGCAAAUCACGUACCUCCAGAAUGUCAGUAUGAGCAGUCUUAGCUCAAGUGACGAGGAACGGCUUGAAGCCCAGGCCGCCGAUGGACAGCCGAAGGAGCACAAGUACAAGCAUGAAGUGCACAAAUUCAUGGGCGGGGGCAAGGACCAGCACCAUGAUUUCGAGACAGAAGAGCCGGGGCAUGCGGACGGAAAUGCCGCGGAAAAUGAGGCAAAAAGAGAUGGCGAAGGCGGAGGGUAA